UUUCCUCGCAAUACCCCUGGUCCUUGAGACCUUGACCUGAAGUAUUUGGUCUAUUUUAGUACGAGAGAGAAGCGACCAUGUCUGAACAAAACGACUUGCUCACGAGAUUCAAAGCAGCUAUGGUACUGAGCGGUGCCGGUGAUGCACUGGGGUAUAAGAACCAGGAGUGGGAGUACUGUAAAUCAGGUCCUACAAUCCAUCAACAGUUGCAGGAAUUAGGGGGUCUGGACAACAUUACAGCGACACCCCCUGGAUGGCCUGUCAGUGAUGACACUGUGAUGCAUAUUGCCAUUGGAGAAGAAACUGCAGUCUGGGCUGAGCAUUCAUUAUGUUUUACAGCCCUUGCCAGUGGAAAGACAGAUAAAGAAGCAAUGCUGUUGGAGAUUGCUGCCAAGUAUAAAGAAUGUAUGAAAGAUAUGGAAGGAAGGAAACCUGGACCCACAUCCAUAUUGGGCACAGACCUCCUGCAGCCUGAUAAACCAGGUGGAUACAUUAUUCCAUUCAAUCCAACUGGGACGGGAUGUGGAGCUGCCAUGAGAUCUAUGUGUAUUGGAUUAAGAUAUUCCACUCCAGAGGACCUUGAUGACCUUAUAAUGUACAGUAUAGAAAGUGGGCGAAUGACACACAACCACCCUACAGGAUAUCUGGGAUCUCUGGCCAGUGCCUUGUUCACCUCCUAUGCUGCACAGCUGAAACCAUUGCCAUCUUGGGGCCGUGACCUGAUCAGUACUCUCUCUAAUGCAUGGAAUUAUGUGGAGUCUGCAGGAAGGGAUGUGGCGGAAAACAAGGCAGCCUGGGAUUAUUUCACUGAGAAGUGGAAGUGGUACUUAGAGCAGAGGGUGCCAUCUUGGGGACGAGACCUGAUCAGUACCCUCUCUAAAGCAUGGAAUUAUGUCGAGUCUGCAGGAAGGGAUGUGGCAGAAAACAAGGCAGCCUGGGAUUAUUUCACUGAGAAGUGGAAAUGGUACUUAGAGCAGAGGGGCAUCCAAGAUGGUGUUUCUGCUCCCAAGUUUCCUGAAAGUUAUGGAGUAGCAGAGAGGGACAAAAUAUAUGAAACAUUCAGUAUAGAUGGCUGGGCUGGCAGAAGUGGCCAUGAUGCUCCCAUGAUAGCUUAUGAUGCCCUGAUGGCUGCAGGGACAGACUGGAAGGACCUCUGUAGUAGAUCCAUGUUCCAUGCUGGAGACAGUGACUCCACAGGAGUGAUAGCAGCUUGUUGCUAUGGUGCUAUGUAUGGUUUCCAAGGGGUGCCUCCCUGUAACUACACCCACUUAGAGUACAGGAGCAGGCUGGAGGAUAUCGCAGUAAAAAAAUAUCUUUUUCUCACCUCAUCUCCUUUCACACACAGUAUAGAUGGCUGGGCUGGCAGAAGUGGCCAUGAUGCUCCCAUGAUAGCUUAUGAUGCCCUGAUGGCUGCAGGGACAGACUGGAAGGACCUCUGUAGUAGAUCCAUGUUCCAUGCUGGAGACAGUGACUCCACAGGAGUGAUAGCAGCUUGUUGCUAUGGUGCUAUGUACGGUUUCCAAGGGGUGCCUCCGUGCAACUACACCCAGUUAGAGUACAGGAGCAGGCUGGAGGAUAUCGCAGUAAAGUUAUACACACUCAGUCAAAAUAAGUCAUCUUAAAGUCGGGUUAAUGCUGUGUCGAGCCUGUAUUCCAAGUGCCAAAUUGUCCGACUCUUUGCAGAUGUUAAUUAUCCCAGAAACUGGUCCCAUAUUUUUGAAAGUAUUUUACAUGACUUGUGACUUUAUUUAAUGAGUCAUAGCAUGUUAAUUCCAAAUUUUUAGCAACGGCUGUUAUGCACUGUUUAUUAUUAUGGAGUUUUCCUGCUAAAACCACCCAUUCUUCUAACAGUUUGUUUUAAUGACUCAAGCUGCGGAUAAGUUAUAACAAAAAAA
This is a messenger RNA of Lingula anatina, 1895 nucleotides long. RefSeq names its product ADP-ribosylhydrolase ARH1. NCBI's taxonomy places the organism in Eukaryota, Metazoa, Brachiopoda, Lingulata, Lingulida, Lingulidae. Gene Ontology annotation, molecular function: ADP-ribosylarginine-[protein] hydrolase activity; magnesium ion binding. The record is from RefSeq and is a predicted model, not a curated record. Gene Ontology annotation, biological process: protein de-ADP-ribosylation.